UUCUCCCCGCCUCUCUCUCUCUGUCUCCACAGCUAAAUGUCCAGGUGGUUGUCGUAACGGUGGGUUCUGCAACGAGAGACAGGUGUGUGAGUGUCAGGAUGGUUUCUACGGGCCGCACUGUGAGAAAGCCCUCUGCUCUCCCAGGUGUCUGAAUGGUGGACUGUGUAUGAGUCCGGGGGUGUGCAUCUGCCCACCUGGUUACUAUGGAGACAGCUGUGACAAAGCUAACUGCAGCAUCACAUGUUUAAACGGAGGGACGUGCUUCCACCCAGGGAAGUGUAUCUGUCAUGCAGGCUACGAGGGACCAAGCUGUGGGAUCAGUAAAUGUCUCCAGCCCUGCAGGAACGGAGGGAAAUGCACUGGGAAAAACAAAUGCAAAUGUGACAAGGGUUUCCACGGCGACCUGUGUUCCAAGGCUGUCUGUGAGCCCAGCUGUGGAGCCCAUGGGACCUGUGUGGAACCCAACAAGUGCCUGUGUAAGGAGGGCUGGCACGGGCGCCACUGUAACAAGAGAUACAGAGGAGGUGCCUCUAACACCCAUCGUCUCUCAUCAGGCCCUAAACACAAGCCUCAGCAGCACUCCUCCUCUGCCAAGGAGGUGAAAGACGCCCCCGAUGCCGGCAUCCCAGCAGAGACCAAUUACGUGGUAUAAGAGCCGGGUCCAGACAACCACACCUGGGUUCAAGCACUAUUCAACAUAUUUCAGAUACUUUCAGCAUCUGCUCUAGUCCGGUUGGCAGCGCCUGAUGGGUGCGGCCUG
Molecule: messenger RNA, 760 nt
Organism: Oncorhynchus tshawytscha (Chinook salmon)
Lineage: Eukaryota; Metazoa; Chordata; Actinopteri; Salmoniformes; Salmonidae
Product: wnt inhibitory factor 1-like
Exons: 6
Biological process (GO): anatomical structure development
Cellular component (GO): cell surface; extracellular region
Molecular function (GO): signaling receptor binding
Source: RefSeq, a predicted model, not a curated record